GGAACGCUGUGACGUCUAACAACUGCGCGACAUCUAAUAGCGAUUACCGGUACGAGAAACAAGGAGUUGCUGAAUGAUGACGGACAUGUCGCUUCUUAACUCUGAGCUGGACUUACAGCAACAGGAAGAAUUGUAUCAGCAACUACUGUUACAGACCCUUGGGCAGAUCAACAGUGAAAGUCCAGACUCCAAAGUAAUCCGACCAGAGCCUGGCAUGUGUGUGAAGACUUUCUCAGAGCCAGACAAGGAGAAGGUAUUUAUAAACGUCUGUCAGUCGAACUCAGUCCCGCCUCCUCCAGAACUCUCCAGAGAGAAGCUUGUGGAGCUGCUCCAAUCAGACGAUCCUAGCGGCUUUCGAGUUCCCAUGAGUCUAGGCGAGCCACACACAGAAAUAGACAAUAGCUCUCAGGGUUGCACAGCUUAUGAUGUUGUCAUUAACCAGGACUUCUUCCAGAAGUGUCAGAAGGAUCCCUUAUUCCAGCAGUUUGUUAUCCUCGUGUCUGUAGAGGGUUUAGAAAACAAAUACAAUCUGGAGCUGAGUAGAGAGUGGAAGGUCCUGAAAAACAGAAAGUUUUUGGGUUCUGUCAGUGAGCAGAAUAUCCGCACAAAGAGCAGGCCGGUCAUUGAAGAGCUGCAGCCUCCUUUGCCCAGACCAGAGUUCACGCUGAUUGUUGAGCCUCCUGCUGGUGACCCAGAGUACCUGAUUGCAGAGAUAAAGCUUCCCGGAGUGGGGUCGUCUCGCUCUCUGGUUCUGGAUGUGGGGGAGGAUCGACUGGUGUUAACAGCUCGGCCCUCGCUCUUCCAUCUUGACAUCUUCCACCCCUUCCUGGUUGACCAGGAGAACAGCGUGGCGCAGUACAAUAGCAGCACACAGAUCCUCACAGUCACUAUGCCCGUAGUGUCUUCAUGAAACUGCAGAAGUCAUGUUCAGUUUGUGAUGUUUUUUAAAAAAUAAUACUGCAGCAAUAAAAGUGUUAUUCAUACA
Oreochromis niloticus (Nile tilapia) is the source of this 985-nucleotide messenger RNA. RefSeq names its product PIH1 domain containing 1 (gene pih1d1). The coding region runs from base 74 to 910 and encodes 278 amino acids. The transcript is spliced from 10 exons. The record is from RefSeq and is a predicted model, not a curated record. Gene Ontology annotation, cellular component: R2TP complex; ribonucleoprotein complex; cytoplasm. NCBI's taxonomy places the organism in Eukaryota, Metazoa, Chordata, Actinopteri, Cichliformes, Cichlidae. Gene Ontology annotation, biological process: rRNA processing; box C/D snoRNP assembly.